AUGGCGCCUGUGGAAUCUAUGGCGUUGUUUGGACGUGCUGUUAAUGCAGCUGUCGGAAAGCAUGUCAACACCUCUGUCCAAACCGCGGACUAUUGGUGCCAGGGACUAUGUAUUGCGGGCAUGACAAUUUGUUACUUCUUACGACUGUACACCCGACUCUUUAUUCUCCGCGGAUUCCACAGGGAGGAUUGGCUUUGCACGGCCGCCUAUAUUCUUGGGACAGCCUACUCUGUCAUUGCGCUUUUGAUGGGAAAAUAUGGCGGGGGUCUACACCUGCAUGAUGUCCCAAAAGAGAACCUCACAGCCUUUAAAAAGACCGUCUACGUGACUCUAGUCAUGUAUGGCCCCACAGCAUAUUUAACAAAGGUCUGCCUCCUAUGGAUCAUGGCUCGGGUCUUCAGUCCUUUCCGUAAGGCUGUGAUCUUUAUUUACAUAUUCAUGGGUGUGAUGCUCGCCUAUUACAUCCCUUCGGUAAUUGUCAAGGUCCGGAUUUGUCUUCCCAUCAAUAGUUUCUGGGAUUCGGACGUCAAGGGUUCUUGCCUCAACGAGAAUGCUAUCAUCACAGCCGAUGCUGUGAUCAGUUCAGUCAGCGAUUUGAUCAUUCUCAUUGUCCCCCUGCCAUUGACCAUGUCUCUCCAAAUGGCCAAGAAGAAAAAGCUGCGUGUCGUUGCUCUCAUGGGCGCGGGUGGUAUGGCUGUAUUAGCCAGUGUCAUCCGUUUGGUUCUUAUCGUCUUGACAUCGCAGUCAGCGGACACCACAAUGGCCUUCAUGAGAAUUAACAUGCUUGGAAACGCGGAGAUUGCCAUUGGUGUGAUCUGUACCUGCCUUCCCGCUGUCUCAGCCUUGCUGAAGUACGUCGCCCACGAAUACUCCAGUGGCAAGGAUACCGACUACAAAUUGAGUACCAUGCAAACCGGUAACACCAAGUCUGUCAACCGACAUCAAAUGAAGCGCACGAGCGUGCGGAUUAAAGAGUCCGAUGAGGAUGUCCUCGUGUCGCACGCCCAGGGCGACCCACGCAUUGAGACGUCUAUCAACGGAGAGCGUGAGGGAUUCGGCAAUCACAAUCAAAACGUCUUCCAAGGUGGGAUUGGAGUGACAAGGACAAUUGAAGUGUCCUCAUCCGUGGAUGCGCCAUAA
Messenger RNA from Penicillium chermesinum, 1140 nucleotides. RefSeq names its product putative integral membrane protein. The record is from RefSeq and is a predicted model, not a curated record. The coding region runs from base 1 to 1140 and encodes 379 amino acids. The transcript has 6 exons. NCBI's taxonomy places the organism in Eukaryota, Fungi, Ascomycota, Eurotiomycetes, Eurotiales, Aspergillaceae.